Messenger RNA from Halteromyces radiatus, 848 nucleotides. Its product is annotated as EAP30/Vps36 family-domain-containing protein. The record is from RefSeq and is a predicted model, not a curated record. The transcript has 7 exons. Lineage: Eukaryota; Fungi; Mucoromycota; Mucoromycetes; Mucorales; Cunninghamellaceae. Bases 51 to 791 code for a protein of 246 amino acids. Gene Ontology annotation, cellular component: ESCRT II complex. Gene Ontology annotation, biological process: protein transport to vacuole involved in ubiquitin-dependent protein catabolic process via the multivesicular body sorting pathway.
CCUCCAUUUAACUUUCAUCUGUUUAUAUAAUAUAACUAUAUCAAAUAAGCAUGCGACGAAGGCAAGCAGGUGUGGGUCAUACACAACAAAAGGACAGACUUGGCCGUGAUUUUCAACAAAUUGGGGAUUCCAUAGCUGCCAAGGAACUAGAACAGCUUCAACGACAACUCGAAACAUUCAAACAAAACUUGGAAGAAUUUGCAUGGAAGCAUCAAAAGGAUAUCAAGAAGGAUCCCAUGUUUCGGUCUCAUUUCCAACGAAUGUGUGCAAAUAUAGGAGUGGAUCCUUUGGCAUCGAACAAGGGGUUUUGGGCUGAUAUGCUUGGGGUAGGGGACUUUUAUUAUGAACUUGGGAUUCAAAUCAUUGAAGCAUGUAUGCAAACAAGAUCAAGAGAUGGUGGAUUGACGGCUUUACAAGAUUUGACUAAACGAUUAGAUCGAAUGCGAAGCAAGGAAGGUCGAAAACAUCAAGAAAUCAUAGAGGAUGAUAUUAUUCGAGCCAUCAAAACUUUAAAACCUUUAAAUGGUGGAUUUCAAGUCAUUACAUUAGGUGCCAAAAAAAUGGUUCGUUCUGUUCCUAAUGAAUUGGAUAAAGAUCAAGCUGGAUUGUUACUAUUGGCUCAGAGAUUGGGAUACGUAGACUAUCGCAUGAUUCAAAAAGAAUUAGCUUGGGAUGAUCCUCGGAUUGAACAUGGAUUGGAUCAGUUGAUUCAAGAUGGACUUGUCUGGGUGGAUGAUCAAGGCGAUACAAAACAAUAUUGGGUACCUAGUUAUUUUGAUAUGAUGGACUAGUUAGAUUUAAUUUUUUUUUUAUAAUAAAGAUGAUUUAUUUAUAUAGAAGACAAAAAA